ACGAAUAUCCCCAAUAAAAGCCGUCAUCUUUCUUUUAUUCAUUAGACAAAUUUGUUGCAAUCAGUGUGUGAAAUGGCGGACGGAAAAACGAUUCAAAUUUUUAUUAAGACACCAAAGGACAAGAAAUCCAUUCAGAUAGGAGAAGAUGCUGAAAUUAAGGAGCUUCGCGCCACCGUUGCGGAACAGUUCGAGUCGGAUGCGGAUCUGGUUUGUCUGAUUUUCGCUGGCAAAAUUAUGAAGGACACGGACACGCUAAAGACCCACAACAUAAAAGAAGGAAUGACGGUUCAUCUGGUUAUUAAGGCUGCGCCCAGGUCUGAGCCAGAAGGACCUCGCCGUCCUCCAGCGGAUAUAUCUCAGACUCCGUUUGGGUUGAACCAGCUUGGAGGAUUGAGCGCUCUCGGGGCUCUUGGUGGCAAUCAGACCAAUUUUAUGGAUUUGCAGUCAAGAAUGCAGCAUGAACUGCUGGGAAAUCCUGACCUGAUGAGAACCGUUUUGGACAAUCCGCUUGUGCAGCAGAUGAUGAAUAACCCAGAAACCAUGAGACAAAUUGUCACAUCGAAUCCACAGAUGCAGGAUCUCAUGCAACGCAAUCCGGAGAUUUCACACAUGCUGAAUAAUCCGGAACUUUUACGUCAGACCAUGGAACUGGCUCGUAAUCCCUCUAUGCUGCAGGAAUUAAUGAGGUCGCAUGACCGUGCCAUGUCUAAUCUUGAAAGCGUUCCGGGUGGCUACAGCGCACUGCAAAGAAUUUAUAGAGACAUCCAGGAGCCAAUGCUGAACGCUACUUCAAGAAAUCCAUACUCAGGAACAUCUGAUUCAGGAACUUCUGAAAAUCCACAACAAGGAACGGAGAAUCGGAAUCCGCUCCCCAACCCGUGGGGUGGUUCUAACCAAGGUGAAAACCCAUCAACGGACAAUCCGCCUCCAAACAUAUUGAAUACACCGACAAUGCAAAGCUUGUUACAACAGAUGGGUGAUAAUCCUUCGCUGAUGUCCAACUUGAUGAGUGCCCCAUACACUCGCAACAUGCUGGAAGCGCUGGCUGCCGAUCCCAAUAUGGCAGCAAAUCUGAUGACCCAAAAUCCGCUCUUGGCAAAUAGUCCCGGUAUGCAGGAGCAAAUGCGUACGAUGAUGCCGCAGUUUUUGCAGCAACUUCAAAAUCCGGAGGUCCAGCAGAUGAUGUCCAAUCCGCAGGCCAUUAAUGCGAUCAUGCAAAUCCAGCAAGGUAUGGAACAGCUGCGCAACGUGGCUCCAGGGCUUGUCAAUACUAUGGGCAUUCCACCGCCGCCUCCGGGGGCACCGACAACUACCGCUUCUGGAAAUACUAGUGCGACCACGACUGCGCCAGUCCAGUCGAAUCCGGCUUUAUUCUCUGAUUUCAUGUCACGCAUGGUUAACGGAAUGGCCACCGGGAAUAACCCCAACGUCCCUCCCGAAGAACGCUAUCGCUCGCAGCUCGAGCAGCUCGCCUCGAUGGGAUUCGUUAACCGAGAGGCCAAUCUUCAAGCUUUGAUCGCAUCGUUUGGCGACAUCAAUGGUGCAGUAGAAAGGCUUCUAGCACUUGGACAGCUGUCCCUAAGUUAACGCACUCGCUGGAGUCGAUUUUCAAGUACAUUUCUAUCUUAAACAAUUUUCCUGUUCGGACUUAAGAAAGCUAAAAUAGAGAAUAAAUUGAAAGCUGAGGGGUUAAUUUAACUUUAAAUUGACCAGAAAAAGUCAGUUGUAUAACCUACUUCAGAUUCCAUUAUCACGUUAAAUCGUCUUGCGCCGGGAACAUAAGUUUUACAUAAUGUUUGGUUUGGUGAUGCGAAUCUUUCCUGUGUUUCAGAUUUUUUAUUGUUUUACCAUAUUGGCUUUCGCUUUGAAAUUUCUUCAAAAUUUACAAUUUAGAACUCGUUGCACAUUUCCUUUAUAAAAGUAUUCGCAGCUUUGAACCAAGCAUCUAUAGUGUAUGAAUGACGGUAGAUUAUUUACUAAGUUUUUUUUUUAAUUGGUCAUUGAGUAACUGUGUGUUAGUAAUUUAUGGAGUGUACAGUGACUAAUUUUUUUAAGCUCCAUCUAAACAGUUUCUGGAUAUCCUCUUCAGUUCGAAAAAGUUUUUCCUUGAUGGUCCCUUGGUUUCAAAAAUAUCUUCCAUUUGCCAAUAUUUUCUCUUUCUCAUGGCUUGCAUGCCUUUUUUUUUGCAAGACGGGUAUUUGAAGGGAGGAGGGGGGUUGACUAUUGUUUAUUGGACGUUGUACUGGUUCUCUUCCGUAGCUGGGUAUUUGGCAAGCUUUCUUUUAUUACGCAAUAAAAUAACGUUCCCUUAGGAGAAAAACCAUUUUCAAUCAUGUCCUCUUCUGCAUGGUUCUGUUCUCUUUUCGAUUAAAUUUACUCUCGACAGUAACAGGCAAAGAGAAGAGUGCCGAAGCGGUUGAGGUUUAGGAUACCGUGAAGACCGUGUGUCAAAAAGUAUUAAGUGUGAAAUUUUUUUUAUAUCAAUAUUUACCUAUUGUUAAAAUGAAAAAAAAAAAGGACAGCGGCUUUUUUGUUUAUCACCCUAGUGUGCACAAACUGAUGUAACAUACGUAUGAACUGAGUUAUGGCUAAUUUUUUACAAGAAUCCAGAUGGGAUGUUUGUGUGAUAGAGUUUUUCUUUUUGUUGGAAUCAUAAAGAUUAAUUACAAACAAAUCCAGCCAAAAAAUGUUAAUGAGCCAAUAUGAAUUUGUAAUCACACAGUCUAUAUCAGUGAAUGCUUACAUUAAAAAUGAGCAGGAUUGACUGCUUGUUUACAAAUCUACUUUGGCCCAUUAACAUUGUUUUGCUUGAGGAAACAUAACCAAUUCACGUUUUUAAAAGUUUCUUUUCUGAUUAGGUUUGGUAAUUUUGCACAUUAACUUGUGUUUUAAUGUGGUUUGUUCGGUCAAAUAGCAGAACCAAUCUGGCGUUUUUUUUUUAAUUUAAACAGAUGUCAAUAUAUCUCGUUUGAUGAAAAUGUAUUUUGUAUCGAUUACUAAUUAGGGAUUGGAGUGAUAAAAAUAAGAUAGUAAAAAUACUAUAUUUCACCGAAUGUUACGUGCAACGUAAUUGACACGAAAAUGUCUAGAAUUAUCCCAUAACGGUAAUGCUGUAGAUGCACAUCGUGGCAAAUAAGAUCAGAUUUAUUCUCAUUGUUCCCUUCAACUAUUUAAGGUGUAAUAAAGUAAUGGUAAAAAUAAG
Molecule: messenger RNA, 3202 nt
Organism: Culex quinquefasciatus (southern house mosquito)
Lineage: Eukaryota; Metazoa; Arthropoda; Insecta; Diptera; Culicidae
Gene: Ubqn
Product: ubiquilin-1
Exons: 5
Coding region: 73-1587 (504 amino acids)
Biological process (GO): ubiquitin-dependent protein catabolic process
Cellular component (GO): cytosol
Molecular function (GO): polyubiquitin modification-dependent protein binding
Source: RefSeq, a predicted model, not a curated record